This is a messenger RNA of Serinus canaria (Common canary), 12620 nucleotides long. It is a transcript of the gene ILDR2, whose product is annotated as immunoglobulin like domain containing receptor 2. Gene Ontology annotation, biological process: pancreas development. The transcript is spliced from 10 exons. Gene Ontology annotation, cellular component: membrane. NCBI's taxonomy places the organism in Eukaryota, Metazoa, Chordata, Aves, Passeriformes, Fringillidae. The record is from RefSeq and is a predicted model, not a curated record. Bases 59 to 1984 code for a protein of 641 amino acids.
GAGCGGGGCCGCCCCCGCGCCUCUCCCGCCGCCCCGCGCCGCCUGGACCACUGGGAAGAUGGAUGGGCACGUCCUGGGAUGGAUCGUCCUCCUGUGGAUCGCAGCUGAGGUGGAAGGGUUGCAGGUCACUGUGCCUGAGAAGAAGAAGGUGGCCAUGUUAUUUCAGCCCGCUCUGCUUCGCUGCCAUUUCUCUACUUCUUCCACCCAACCAGCUGUGGUACAGUGGAGGUACAAAUCCUACUGCCAGGAUCGGAUGGGAGAAGCUCUGGGUAUGGUGACUUCUGGUUUGCAAACAAUGAGCAAGAGGAACCUGGACUGGGAUCCCUACUUGGACUGUGUGGACAGCAGGAGGACAGUCCGUGUCGUGGCCUCCAAGCAGGGAUCUGCCAUCACCAUAGGAGACUUCUACAAGGAAAGAGAUGUCAGCAUUGUCCAUGAUGCAGACCUGCAAAUUGGGAAGUUGAUGUGGGGAGACAGUGGCCUCUAUUACUGCCUUAUUAUCACACCAGAUGAUGUGGAGGGCAAGAAUGAAGAAUCAGUGGAGCUGCUUGUGCUUGGCAGGACAGGGCUGCUUGCUGAUCUCUUGCCCAGUUUUGCUGUGGAGAUUAUGCCAGAGUGGGUCUUUGUGGGCCUGGUGAUCCUGGGGGCGUUCCUGUUCUUCCUCCUGGUGGGGAUCUGCUGGUGCCAGUGCUGCCCGCACAGCUGCUGCUGCUACGUCCGCUGCCCCUGCUGUCCCGAGUCCUGCUGCUGUCCCCGGGCACUGUAUGUAGCAGGCAAAGCAGCAAAAGCUGGGUACCCUCCUGCAGUCUCUGCCAUGCCAGGUCCAUACUACAUCCCCAGCGUUCCUGUAGCUGGCGUCCCAUCUCCUGCUGUGCUGAUGGACAAGUCACACCCCCCUCCCUUAGCCCCAAGUGAGGCCAGUGGAGGAAGCCAAAAUGCAGUGCGCAAAGGGUACAGGAUCCAGACUGACAAGGACAGGGACUCCAUGAAGGUGCUGUACUAUGUGGAGAAAGAAUUGGCUCAGUUUGACCCGGCUAGGAGGAUGCGAGAACGAUAUAACAACACCGUGUCUGAGCUGAGCUCGCUGCACGAGGAGGACCUGAACUUCCGCCAGCCCUACCGGCAGGCGCGGAGGAAACCUCUGCCACCCGCGGGGGACAUGGAUGGCGACGCCGAGUACUGGGCAGGAGUCGUGGGCGGCGGCAGCACCUCCAGAUCGCAGGCUGUGUCUGACUACAGGGACGAGCGGGACAGCUACUGGCACAGCCAGCAGAGAUCCAAGUCGGAGAUGCUGUCCCGUAAGAGUUUCUCGGUGGGAGUGCCGGCCGUGUCCAUGGACGAGCUGGCGGCCUUUGCCGAGUCCUACAGCCAGCGGCCGCGGCGGGCGGACAGCCAGGAGAUGCGGCGCUUCGAGCGCUCCGAGUCGCGCGGCGGGGGGCUGCCCCACCAGGACAGCUCCAUGGAGGAAUACUACACCAAGCGCUGCAGGGCCAACCGGGAGCCGCUGACGGACUCGGAGCGGGGCUGGUCCUACAGCCCGCCCCGCAGACGGGCCCACGAGGAGAAGCACCUUCCCAGGCUGGUGAGCCGGACGCCCGGAGGGAGCCAGAAAUAUGAUCACUCCUACCUCAGCAGCGUCCUGGAGAGGAAAUCCCGGAGCUACGAUGAGAGUGGUGACCAUUGUGCCACCCCCUCGAAGCUGAGCUCGCAGCCCAGCCAGAGGGGAGGGAGCACAUACUACGCCUGGUCGCCGCCCUCCACCUACAAAGCCGAGAAGUCGCAGCCGCCGCCGCCGCAGUCGUCGUCCCCCGAGCAGGACGAGGAGGAGGAGGACAGCCUGCCUCCCUACAGCGAGAGGGAGCUGAGCCGAGGCCCUUCCUACAGGGCCAGGGAACAGGCCUACCUCAAUGCCUCUGACAAGAAGAGGAAAAAGGACCCCAAGAAAACAAAUGAUUUCCCAACAAGGAUGUCCCUUGUGGUUUGAAGUUGUUGUGGACCUAUCAUGUUAAUGGGCUGGAUAUCAUGAGGUGACUGCAGUAGAGAAGAUGCAGAGCAACAAGCAAGACAUGCCUCUGUGAACCUUUGCAGACAUCAGCCAUGGAUUGUUUCAAUUUUUUCUUUCAUCCAGGGAAGCUGAGGCUUUUAUAAGAGAUAGACUCCCGUGGACAGCACUCGAUCUCAGCUCUGGGAGUCUGCCAGGAAAAUUAGGCUAGGGCUCUCUUUGGCACCCUGUUUUCCAGUGCCCUCCACUUUGCUCUGGAUGGCAGCCACGUCCCUACUGCCUCUGCAGCCCUCCCUGCAGCCCUGAACUACAAGUGAGGCUGCCUUUGUGCCUCUCGCCCUGUCCCAUGUGCAGAGGGAGGCCUGUGUACCUCUUGCUCUCUCUGUCUCCUCGGUUCUCUGGAUCAAAAUUGUCUCCCUACUUAAAGCCUUUUUUGUAUCACCCCUGUGCUGGGAGGAGGCCUUGUUCUUACAACUGCAGACUGCCUCCAGCUGAUCAGGCCCUAAAUCACGAAAGAAAAUCCACAUCCUUUCAGACACUGUAAGAAAAUGACUGAUGAGGUGUUACCUCGAUAAGGGCUGAAUGGGGAAAGAGACAAUUGUGAGCUGGUUUGUUCAAUAUAUUUAGUUCUGUUCGUUGUGUGACGAGAGGUGCAGGUGAGAUUGAUGUAUUGUUCUGAAAGUGGGUCAAAGUAGCUUUUAUUGUGAUGAGAGCAUGAUUUGUUUCCCCCCUGCCCCCAGCUGUGUUUUGUUUUGAUGCUGUUGCAUUUCCUUGCAGCUCAACUGUGAACCUGUAGAUCUUCAAGCUGGAGUACCUACUCCACUGUUUUAAAAGCAGUGCUCUAGCCUUCCUAGUGCUCUGCUUCCAGCACCACCAGACACUUCUGCCACUCUAGUGAGUGGCCUUUUUGUUCCAAGGAAGCAAAAAGUGGACAGUCUCAGUGAGAGGGCAGCUGCAGACCUUCAUCCUGUGCCACUGGUAUCACUCCUUUCUGGGAAUAGUUUCCCAGAAGAAGCUUCUACUGAAGAGAGCAGUAACAGCAGUGGGAAAAGAACAAGCACUGGGGAUGGAUACAAGCUUUGAAAGUCACCCUUUUCACUUAAAACCAUUCCAUUCACUUUGGUUGGGAUGUGGUUUUAGUGGCUGUUGUCUCAGGAAUAGCUUUAUUUAGAAGUGAGUGCUUCUCACCAUUUGGAAGCCUGACUUUCUGGUUUUCAUAGAGUAUUAUGCAGUCAUUUAUUUAGCUGCUAAAAUCACCAUGUGAGGGGAGAUGAUGGGAACAUUUUAAGGUCCAAUAUCUUGAUCCCUGUUACACCUAGAAACAACUUGGUGCCCUGUUGUGUUAUGGACAUUAUCAGCCUCUGAAAUGACAUCUUCAUUGUUCCUCUGGGAAUUUGGGAAGCUGUCUGGCCUCAGAUGUUCAUACUGGCAGUACUGUUUGGAACAUAAGGUAUAUUAACAUCACUGCAGUUCUCCAUAAAAAUGAUAGAUUAAUUUCUGUGCUACUUCUUUGCCAGAUAGUUUACCCACCAGGAAUUGUCAGGGAAGAGGAAGAAUAAUCUCCAUAGAUAUGAUAACAGUUUUCGUGUAAAAAGGUGAGUUGAUCAAAGGAUGACAUUCUUCUCCCACGCUCCUCUAGUGAUGACUGUAGUUUUGGAACUCCCAGUCCUCGGUCUUCCUGGCCAGAGAGGGAUUAGCCAACAGGAACAUACAAUUGUGAAAUUGCAGAAUUGUUUGUGCAGGAGGUAGCCUUUCAAGAUUUCAAGUUUUGAUCCUCUGCUAUGGGAAGGGAUGCCUUCCACAUAUGAGGUUGCUCAAAGCCCCGUCCAAAUGGACCUUCAACACUUUCAGGGAUGGGACAUUCACAGCUUCUCUGGGCAACCUGUUCCAGUGUCUCACCACCCUCAGAGUAAAGAAUUUCUUCCUUGUAUCCAAUCUAAAAUUACCCUCUUUUACUUGAAAAGCAAUGCCCUGGUAAAAAGUCCAUCUCCAGCUUUCUUGUAGGUCCCUUUAGGCACUGGAAGGCUCUAUGGUCUCCUUAGAGCCUUCUCUUCUCUAGGCUUAACAGCCCCAGUUCUCUCAGCCUGUCUUUACAGAAGUAUUCCAGCCUCUUUGACCAUUUUUGUCUCCCUCCUUUGGACCUGCUCUAACAGGUCCCUGUCUUUGUGUGGGUGGCCCCAGAGCUGAACACAGUACUCUGUGUGGGAUCUCAAGAGAAUGGUGCAGAGGGAAAUUCCACUCCUUGGCCUACUGGUCACUCACCUGAUGCAGCCCAGGAUAUGGUUGGCUUUCUGGGCUGUGAGAGCACGUGGCUGGCUCGUGCCCAAUCUUAAUCCACCACCAUAAAAUCACAGAAUUGUAGCAUGGUUUGGAAGAGACCUAAAGAUCAUCUAGUUCUCCAAGUCCUUCUCAGGGCUCCCAUUCUUCCCCUAGUGUGCCUCAAUACCAGAGGUUGCCCCGACUCAGGUGUAGCACCCCACACUUGGCUGUGUUGAACUUCAUGAGGUUCUCGUGGACCCGCUCCUCAAGCCUGUCCCAUCACUCUGGAUGGCAUCCCUGGCAUCAUUCAGCUUGGUGUCACCCACAGACUGCUGAGAGGACACUCAGUCUGUGGCAUUAAUGAAGGUUGAACAGUGUCAGCCUUGGUGCAUGCCCUUGAGGGACAGCACUUGUUACUGAUGUCCUUUUGGACACUGAGCCAUUGACUGAUGCUCUGGAUGUGGCCAUCCAGCCAAUUCCUUGUCCAUCAAGUAGUCCAUCCAUAAAACCCAUCUCUCUCCAGUUUAGAAACUAAAUGUUGUGUGGGACUUUGUCAAAGGCGAGAAGUCAAGGUGCAUGACAUCAGAUGGAUUUUUCUUACUCAUCAGUGCAGUCACUCUGUCGUAGAAGGUCUCCAAGUAAGCAGGCAUGAUUGGUGAAGCUGUGCCAGCUGUCUUUAAUCACUCCUCUCCAAUACAUACGCCUUGAGAUGGCUUCCAGGAGGAUCUUCUAGGGCACAGAGGUGAAGCUGAUUGGUCAAGAGUGCCCAGGGCCCUGUUCUGUCCUUUUAAAAUGGGUCUGAUGUUUCUCUUUUACCAGCACUGGGGACCUGAGUGUCAUGGCUUUUCAAACAGGGAAAGCAAUUUAGUAACUGCAUUUAUCAUCUACCUGCAUUAUGGCUGGAGAGACUAACAUUUUCAGUGUUUUCAUCUUUUUUUUUUUUUUAUCAUUAAUUGUGUGUUCUUAGGAAAAUCACAGCACAGUUAGCAAGAGGUGGGCAGGUAGGUGCGUGCCAUCUGAGGUCUGAGGCUUUGGGACAUCUACAGAGCUACACUGCAUGCUGUUUUAAAUCCAGCAUUUCAUUCCUGUCAUAUGAGGGUUCUGGUAAGCUGAUGUUUUGUUAGCCUGAAAACCUUGGCAACCCCUGUGCCAUAAAUUUCAAGGCAGCUUAGCCUGCUAUCAUUUCCAUCAGACCUAGAAAAUGUCUCUGACUAUCCCAAAAGGGGGCCAGACCAGUGGUUUUACAGUCUCUGAAUACCUCUAUAUUUUAAAUCAUACCGAAAGCCUGAGCAUUACAAUCUUCUCAUUUCAGUUAUGUUCUGUCCCUUAUCUCAGUCACUGUAGUUUAUUUGAUCAAGCCCUCAGGAAUGAGCUGUGUGUAUUAAAAAUACAAGUCUUCAUUUAUUUGAGUCAGUUUUGUUUGUUCAGUGCUGGUACUUUAGGGCAUCUGUACACUGUGUGUAAAAAGUUGCCAUUUGUGUAUCUAGCUUAUAAAUAAGUAGUUGCAAGCUAAUUCUUUUAAGAAAACUGUUUUAAUUGUACAAACAACUGUUUGUGAGAAUUUGGAAACAUCUCUUGAAUCCAAGUACCUGGAAAAGUACUGAAGAUUUUAUGACUAGUGGUUCUGUGAGUUUUACCGGAUUAUAAAAGUUUCAGCUGCAGAAAAAAAGGGAGGUCUUAAUUCCCUGAAGUCAGAUCUGAGCAGCAGCAACCUUCCUCUACAGUUUUGGAUUUCGUAUCUCUCUGUACAAAUCUGCAGGAAUUUUCAGUUACUGAUCAUGUCUGUCCUCAGGCCACCUUUAUUUUUCCCAUUAGAAUUGUGUCUGCAGCAGCAGCAAAUGGACCAAAUCAAGAAGUGAGGGGUGACAAGAGUAUCUGCACAGCUACACAACCCUAAUGACCUGUGACUCCUGCAGCAGGGGAGCAGGGGGCCCCAGACUGACAGACAGCUCAUGUUUCAGGAGAGGAGUAAUGGUUUGUGUCUGUGCCAUCUUUCAGAACACCUGCAGAAUGCUGGUGCUGGGAAAUAAUGAGCCUGGUUACUAUGGGGUCUUAAAUUAUAAGUUUUCCAGUGAUGAAUUUUUAUUGCUGGCAUAAAAUUAAAAUCCUUUUCUUACUGGAUGUGGAUGUCUGGGUCAUGUCAUGGACAUGGAGAGUUUUGUGGUUUUAAAACGACAGCAUCACAACAGUGAUUUGCUAAGAAAACAGAUAAUGAGAGAGAAUCCUGUAAAACUUUCAAAGAGCCCCUAGAGCAAAAGCAGGAUCAAGCUUUAGCAGUAGAUGUAGCUGUAUUGUCAAAAAAAGUGAUCUUGGCUAAUGGAGGAAAAAAAAAAGUUUUACAUAAUGGAAUGGGAAAAUAAAUAUCAAUGGUAAUGACUUUUCAUCAAUCCCAUCAUUCCUUCAAAGUACAUUGUAAAAGUUCCAAUGUGUGGCUUCAGUGUGAGCAUCCUCAGAACACUCCAUUUCCACUGAAAUGGAAAAUUAGGAAAAUUAGCACUCUGAAUACUUUAAAUUUUUGAGAAACCCCCAACAUUUAUGAGCUGUAACAGGCAGCCAGAAUUGCUCAGGUCUUUGUGCUGGCAUAUGGAACAGGGGACUGGAGCUGUAACAUCCCCACCUUUGUUACUGGAGUUGGGUCAGGGGUGGCUAUCAGCAGUGCACCCCAGAGCUGCAUCUCAGAGAUAAAGGACAACUGCUGGAAGAGAUCCUGAGAAAGAGCAAUCACAAAAUAUUUCAGCAGUCAAACCUUGCCACAAACUGUUCCAGGUACAUAAAUGCAGCACCACGGUGUUUAUCAUGCCUGGGCUAUUCUGAAAAUAGUUUUAAUGAUGUGGAGAUUGUUGAGAAACUGCACCGAGCUGUCUUUUUCUCCAGGUGGCUUUCACAGAAGGUGUGCAUGAGGAUCUGUUCUUGGUCAGCAGUUACAGUGUUUGGCACAUGUGGAAAUCAAAGCUAAAGGGGCUUUAGCCCAUUUUUCACUGGAGCAAAGUAGAAUCCAGGGGCAAAGAUGCCUUUGGUAUCUACCAGGUGCUGCAGAUUUGCCCCUCUAAUUCCAGAAACCUCUGUGGUGUAGCAUCUCCAUCAGUCUUUGCUGGCUGUACAUGCUUUCUACAACAGCUGUGAUGUUGAAACCACCCUCAUGUCACCUGGGGCUCGUGAAGUCCCUUUCUCAUUUCCUGGAAGAUCAGAGAAGGUAUUUACUGCAUAAUGUGGAGGAACAGCUAUCAGUUUGAUGUGAUCUCAGAAAUGCCAGCUGGAUUUACCUGCAUUAGAAACAGCAGAAAUCUAAAGAAUAAAGUUAGCUAAUACUAAAGGAAGGAACCUGCCAUGAUUCCCAUAUGAAUUCUCUUGUGACCUUUAUAAUUCUUUCUGACGUUCACCCCUGCCUGCACAGGGGCCUUUGCCAGGGGAGGCCAUCACCUCCUCUCCCUUUUGCCUGUCAUUUUCUGUCAUGCUUGUAAUGCCUCUCUGACCGCUCUGCUUUCCUUUGGCUAUUUCCAGUCAGCCUUCAGUGUGGUGCCUAGGGGUUCCAAUGUAGAUGUUUGGAUGUAGAAUGAGUGGCAUUUUGUAAAAAGGCACUUUUACCCCCUAUAAAAACAAAAAUUACAGAACGCCCACAACAAAAUCCCAAUCCCUCCAGAUAUUCUCUCAAGCCUAAGCAGUGGUGUUACUGGAAACAUUUUAAAAAUGAAAGCUGAACAUAAUUUCAAAACAGGUCAGUAUUGUUUCCAACCCCAGGGCAGCUGCAGUCAGAGGUGUUGAGUGCAAACAGCAGGAGCAAAUGCAUUCAGGUUUCAUUGUCCUUGGUGAGAGCAGUGGCAGAGAGGAGCAGCAUUUAAUGACUCAAAGCAAAUGGAAUUCCAAGGUGCUGUUACUUGCGAGUGAGUUAGAAGUGUGAACUAGAAGUUGUCAGGCUUGGCUUAAAAGCAAAAUUCAGUCUAAGGAAACUUGAGCCCUGGCCCAGGGGUGCAAUUCUCUUGCUGUUUACAAACGGGCUGGGCUUUUUUCCUGCUACUGUUGCUGCCUACCACAGCCAUUUCCCAGCCAUUACCCAGUGAGUGAGUGGCUUUCUUUGCUGCUGUCAUUUUACUUAGAUUGUCCUCCCCUGUAAUGAACUUUUUCAAUAUGAGGGGGAGAAGGACCUAACAAUACUCUAUAAUGAAAAUGCAACACUUUUAUAGCUUUUUGGGAGACAUCCACAUCCCCAAUUACCAAGCAUUAUACAUUUGCCAUGCAUACAGCAUCAAAGUCGUUGCCUUUGAAUUGUCACCAUGGAGAAUAAAAGCAGGAAAAGCUCCCACCAAUCUGCCUUUUUAUUAUCCUGCAGGCAAAUAAUUUGUCCAAUUUUUGCUAAGAUAUGAGCAGUUUACAUGAGUAGUUUUCAACCCUUUUUUUUGAUUACUGGGCAAUAAACCAAAUAUUUUCUAGUGGAGCAGCAGACCCUCCGUAAAUCUCAUACCAUUCACAGGAUAACAUAUGAAAAACAUUCUUCCCUGCAUUUUCAUAAAAAAAAAUCCAUGCAGGUACCCUAUGGAACCACACUCCUUCAAAGAAAGGAUAAACUCUCUCCUGCUCUUGCAGAUGUAAAACUUUUUUUUUUAAAUUCAGAAAACUUUUAUCUUUUUAUUACAGACAUGUUAUUUUCUUUUGGCCUCUUUGUCCUUAGAUCUGCAGUACUCUGGACUGAUUAUUUCUGUGUCACAAACAAUCAACUUCAUUCGGAUCCUGUCUCAGUGUUGUAAAUAAUGGAUUAAGACUCACAUUGUUUGUAGGUGUAACCUAAACAGCAUUUACAUGUUUAGAUCGUGUCUGAUAGGUGUUAUCAGCAGUCAGGUGCAGGAUAAGCAGCUCCCAGCUCUGCCCUGUAUUUCCCUGUGCAAGGCACAGCAUCCCUUGGCUCUGAAAAUUGUCAGUCAUCCUCUAUUUUACCACCUGUGAAAGUGCUCAGUGUUUCUUUGGGCUUCUUUAUCACUCCUCUGACCAUCCCUCAAUGCUCCCCCUCUGCAGAAGUCUCCAAGCCAACAUGGAGCAGGAAAGGUGUCCAUCCAUACCUUAAAGACUAAUGAGGGACAGGAAGACCUGACAACAGAAACACUGAGAGGUCACCCAGCUCAGAGCUCUGCAGGAAGUCACUUCUGGGUGGGAAAGUGUUUGUGCCAGCCAAGGAGAGGUGCCACUGUAAUUCCUGGUUACAACUUGCACACGUAUCCUUGAGCACCUGGCUGUAAGUACAGCUUUGGGAUUCAGGACCAUUUCUGAAUUAGAGAAAGUAGUCUGAAAAAAUUGCAUCAAAUGGCACAGGACUACUUAUUAAAGCAGGUGUAGUGUUUUCAUUUAGUUCUUGCUGUGUGACAGAAACCCUUUCUGCUUACAUGUCAUGUUGGUUUCCAUCAGCCUCUCCAGAGCAGGUGGGAGUGAUUUUCAUGUCCCAGUUAUCAGAUCUUCUCUUUGAGGAACAAAUCACUCAGUGCACUUGUCUCUGAAUAGGUACUCCAUGGUAGUGAGAGGCAGAGCUCCAACUGCUUGCAUUUUACAGUCAAGAGCCUGCUAAAUCAUUAAUUAAUUUAGUCUCUCAAAGUUCUCUGCUUCCUGGCAAAACCAGAAUUUGUGUUUCUACAGGUCUCAAGCCUGCUCACCUUGGAAUCACAAGUUUUGGCAAGGAGUUUUAACAUACAGUAGGGUGGAGAUCAGGUAAAGCAGCAGCACAAAAAGCUAAAAGCUUUACCUCGUGUAAAAUGUGUAAGAGAUGUGUAAAGUGUGUAAAAAGUGUAAAGAUACACUGCCCACUGCUGUGUCCUUCCUAAGGACCAGUCUGUCUAUUACUCAUUACUAAAUUUAUGCACAGUGACAGAAAAGACACCCGUGGUCCUUGCAAAUGGACCCCUCACAGGAAGAUGUAGGUAUGUUUUAAUUAGUACUCGGGGAGGGAAAUCAUGAAAUGUGUUUGGGUUUGGUUUUUUUUUCUCUUUAAAUAGGAAUACAUAUUUAUAUAUAUAAAUUUUUUUGUCUUUGCUUCUCAGAAGAGAGAUCCAAGGCUGCCUUCUGUUCAGGCCAAUAAUGUGCCUGAAUGAAAAAUUUCUCUCCCCAGUUUCAAUAAAAUGCAACCUAGGCUGGUUCUUGUGAAUAGCUGUAAAAGGAAAGUUACUGUAGCAGAGCUCUGUAAUCAAGAGGUCCCCAUGGACAGACUGUCAUCCUGAUGAGAGACACUUCUUAAUUAAGAGAAGAUACUGCAUUGUAGAUGAAACAAUUCCUAAGUGUCCCAACUUCCCUCAUCAUAUCAAUGAGCCUGGAGUUGCAGAGCUCCCAACAACAAGGGGCUUUAGAGGAUUUCAAGAGAGUUAUAAGUAUAAAAGUUCAACACUCGAGCAUGUGCAGCAUGCAGAGGACACAUUUCAAAAUGUGUUUGAAGAGCAGAAGCCUAGUUUUGUACUACUUCACAGAGCUUUGAAAGGCAGAGUGUGGAUAGCAUCCCAAGUAUUGCUGGGAACAUCUGUGAUCCACACACUCCUGUGAAAAGCUCAACCUUACUUGCAAGAAAAUCAAUUAAAAAGCUGCCCUUCCAGCUAAGCUUAACUGAUUUCUCAUUUGAGCAUCUCAAUUACACUUGAUUUCAUGAUUAAACUAGUUCAGAUUAAUGGGAAAACAAAGUCAUGGUCAAAAUACUGGAUGAACUGUUUAGGGGAGUGAGGGAGAGCACUGGUGCUUGUGAAGCAGCCAGUAGGGAGAGUCUGGAAAAGGAAAACAGCUGCCUGCAGAUGAACACUGAAUUCAAGCAAAGGGAAGGGUAACAAGCUGGUGUGCUUCAGCAAAUCAAAUGGCAACACAAAGAUGCUGCAUGAGCAUUGAUCAUCUCACUCAGCUGAUAAGGACUCUUAUGUUGUUUCACCCAUGUGUAAUACAGCCCCAGGGAGUGAAGCUUGGUGCUGUCCCUGCCCAUCUGCUCUGCAUAAGGUAUUAGUGUACUACAUUCUCUAGAUAUGGUAUAUUCUGGAGUAAAAUUGUUUGCCACAGCCCACAUUCAGUCACUCUCACUGCCAGAUGAACAAGGCUGUCCAUGGGGGCUCGAGGUGCACCAAAACCAACAUGUGGUCCAGGCCACAACUAGUUAGGUGGCAACCUGGCCUUUUUAGAACAUUGACAGCCAGCUCUCUGAGAAGUCAUGUAGUCAGGCAAGUCCUCACAGCAGUUUUGUUUGCCAUCUCUAGAAAGAGGCUGAUCCCAAAACAGCACGCUGCCCCUUCUUCCUGUGCCUCAAUGAAUGACUAAGAGAGAAUAUGAAAAGUGUGGCACAGAACAUGUCCUCAGCUGUUCAUAGUUCUCCCACUCUGCCUGGCUCCCAGCUAAGGGAACCUGAAUUAACCAUGCAAUGAAACUGAACUGGAUGCUGUGGGCUCAUUUGAAAAAUGAACAGAAACAGUAUUAAAGCAGAAGAGUUCACCUGGGUUAAUACUGCUUGGCUUCUGUGCCCCUGGCACCUUUUACUCUGUAAAUGUCAACCCCCUGGCCUUGCUUUAUCCAUUCCACAAAUGUACACAAUUGGCUGCAACACCAAAUCUGAGGCAAGAGACUUCUUUUCAGCCACUUUAUGGGGGCAGAAUUACCAUUCAGAAUAAAUAAAUGUUUUGGUAACAGCAUGUGCAGCAAGGACACCACCAAAAUGAAUUGCAGUUUCCAUCCUCUGGUGGCAAUGAACACUCUGAUGGGGCUGAAUGCAGAAACAAAGGCAAUGUGUCAGGCUUUUUCAGGUCUAGCCCUUCUUAGAAACAUUAAAAAAAAAAAAGAUGAAGAAAAGCAACAAACCUCUAAAAUGAUGUAUUUUUUUGGAAACUAACAGCAAUACUUGCCACAUUAUUUCCUUCCUCUUUUUUUUGGCCUGUCUUGUCUCUGACAAACCUCUCAGUGGUACAUACCCUGCUCCUCAUGAGCCUGUGGUCUAGAUUGGACUAAUUGAGUUUGGAAUGAACUCUGAGAAGUCUGUCACUUAAAAAGCAUGGAUCAUCUCAUGGAUCUUAAGAGCACAGCCAUGUGAACACUUACUCAGCACAACUGUAUUAUUCAGGCUCUCAGGGAGAAGGUGGGUGUAGAGACCAAAAGACUUAAACCAGAUCUGCUGCCAAUGGAGCAAGAAGUUGUGCCCUUUGUGGCAGCAGUUGGGGGCUGAGGGAGGCAUGGAUGUGUCCACAUUACUCAGACUGUUAGUCCAGUCAUAUUCUGGUCACAGCCUCCUUGUUUCCUAGGGAUCCUGUGCUCCUCAUGCUGAGGAGUGAUCUCCCCUGUCUGGGAGCUCACCCCUGUGUGAAAGCUCACUGUUUGCACCAGGCUUGUGUGUGGUGCUGAAAAUAAAAAUUCUGCAGCACAA